UGCAGUAGCCGACCCGAGUUUAGGAGACCUUAAUUUACCCUGUCCCGACAAACCUGUUGGAAAAUUGUCUGAAUUUGAUAGGAAAAAAGGCCCUCUAGAGAAGCGACCGUGGAGACCGACUUAAGUUCAGAGAUUCUGCUUCCAGCACUUCACAGUGGUAUGCAAAGAAGCCUUUCCAUCCAGAUGUCCUCAGAGAUACUAUGGAUCAGUCCGGAGUUCUCCUCUGGGUAAAAGCAGAACCUUUUAUUGUGGGUGCCUUGCAAGCCCCACCUCCAUCCAAAUUCAGUCUCCACUAUCUCAGGAAGAUAUCCACCUAUGUACGAACCCGGGCUACAGAGGGAGCUUACCCACGCCUGUACUGGUCCACAUGGAGGCACAUUGCAUGUGGGAAGCUGCAGUUGGCUAAGGAUCUAGCAUGGCUUUACUUUGAAAUAUUUGAUAAUCUUUCGGUGAGGACCCCUGAAGCACGUCUGGAAUGGUCUGAGAUUUUGUCCAACUGCACAUCUGACGACGAAGUUGAAAAGCAAAGAAAUAAGCUUUCAGUAGACACCCUACAGUUUCUGCUCUUCUUAUAUAUACAACAGUUAAACAAGGUCUCCUUGAGGACAUCUUUGAUUGGAGAAGAGUGGCCUAGUCCCAGAAACAGAUCUCAGUCUCCUGACCUGACUGAAAGAUCCAGUUGUCACAAUAAGAACUGGAAUGAUUACAGUCACCAGGCUUUUGUCUAUGAUCAUCUAUCAGAUCUUCUUGAGCUGCUUUUAAGUCCAGAAGAACUCACUGCAUUGUUUCACUCAACCCGAAGCAGUCUGAUCUCUCAAGAAGCUGUUGUGGCACUCAGCUUUCUUAUCGAAGGCACAGUGAGUAGAGCCAGGAAAGUCUACCCACUUCACGAGCUUGCACUGUGGCAACCCCUGCAUACAGAAAGCGGCUUCUCCAAGAUCUCCAAGUCCUUCUCUUUCUACAAACUGGAAGCCUGGUUGAGAGCCUGUUUGACUGCGAAUCCAUUUGGUCCAUCUGCUUGCCUCAAGUCCGGAAAGAAAUUGGCUUGGGCUCCAAGAUCUGUGACAAUUGAAAAGUGCAGGAAUAGCACCUUUAUCUUGGGUCCCGUAGAAACUGCUCUUCACCUCCGUGACUGUGACAGUGUAAAAGUCAUCGCUGUUUGCCAUCGCCUAUCCAUGUCUUCUACAACAGGCUGCAUUUUCCACAUUUUGACACCUUCACGCCCACUUAUUCUUUCUGGGAAUCAGAGAGUAACUUUGGCCCCUUUUCAUACCCAUUACCCAAUGCUGGAGGAACAUAUGGCCAGGACCGGCCUUGCUACAGUGCCUAACUAUUGGGAUAACCCAGUGGUUGUGUGCAGAGAAAGCAGCGACACAGUCUUCCGGCUCUUACCACCUUGUGAAUUCUACGUAUUUAUUACUCCCUUUGAAAUGGAAGGGGACACAGCAGAGAUACCUGGGGGUCUUCCACCUGCUUAUCAGAAAGCACUAGCCCAACGAGAACAGAAGAUACAGAUCUGGCAGAAAACUGUGAAAGACGCUCAUUUGACAAAGGAACAAAGGAAGCAGUUUCAGGUACUUGUGGAGACCAAGUUUUAUGAAUGGUUGAUUAAUACAGGACAUCGUCAACAGCUGGACAGCCUUGUACCCCCUGCAGCAGGCUCCGAACAAGCAGCAGGAUAGGACUACGUCAUGUCACUGGUAGACAUUGUAAUGCAGACCACUUGAAGGGAGUUCUUUGGGGGGAAAUCUUCCAAGUGCAU
Jaculus jaculus (lesser Egyptian jerboa) is the source of this 1762-nucleotide messenger RNA. RefSeq names its product TBCC domain-containing protein 1-like. The record is from RefSeq and is a predicted model, not a curated record. Gene Ontology annotation, biological process: maintenance of Golgi location; maintenance of centrosome location. Gene Ontology annotation, cellular component: spindle pole centrosome. Lineage: Eukaryota; Metazoa; Chordata; Mammalia; Rodentia; Dipodidae.